AUGAAAACUGUGUUGUCCUUUCUCGUUGUUGCCCUUUUGAGCCUUCCUGGUUCGCUGGCUCGAGUUGGAACUUCUCACGUUGCCGAUGAAGAUGAUCAUCAUCCUCGAGGACUCGAACGCGCCCUGGAUGAUGCCAUCAACUACCUGAAUCCAUCCACUAUCGACUACAAUCGCGAGGGCAAAAAGAUCAAUCCAAGCAAAGGUGGAGACUUGUUCGAUGGCUACCCCGACUUUCCUCACUCUUCAAUUGGUUUCCUGUGGCAAGACGAUGACGAUGCAACGAUCAAAUGGAGACCUCAAGGCAUCAGUGGUUUCGAGUACGAUGGAAAAGAGUACUUGUUGGUGUCAUGGUAUGGCAAAAAGAAGAAGCGCAGGUUUGACUAUCGCAACCGCGGCUUUCGCGUCAGCUUUGUUGACAUUACCGACAUGGACCGCAUCAAAUAUCGACACAUUCUCUUCGUCGACGAAGACGGCGAGACUUACGAGGACUGCCAUGCCGGGGGCCUCGCCUUCAAGGACGGUGUGCUUCACAUCCCCGACUCCAGAGGAUCUAAUGACCAGAUCCUAACCUUCCCUAUCGAUGCCAUUGAGGAGGUUGAUGCCGACUCAUACUACAACUAUAGGCUCCUUUCUUCAGAACACAGAUGA
Messenger RNA from Seminavis robusta, 648 nucleotides. NCBI's taxonomy places the organism in Eukaryota, Bacillariophyta, Bacillariophyceae, Naviculales, Naviculaceae. The record is from the annotation of a GenBank genome assembly.